AUGGAAGCUGAUUCGAGAAUUCUAUCAUAUUGCCAUGCUGUGAAAUGCAGAGCAUCAGAAAUACUCAUUCUGAAUCCUGAUACUGAUGUUUUCAUUGCUGAGCACUUCGGAGGUGUUAGAACUGUAAUUCAGGGAUUUACCCAACAACAGCUAUUUGCUGGAUCUACCAAGAACUGUAUCUUGUCAGGAUCAUUUGAACUUGAGUUCUCCGAUGUCGUGCUCGGACAUACUUCUGAAGUGUGGGCUUUAGCAGCCCAUCCUUCAUUGCAACAAUUUGUCACUGCAGGAUGGGACUCUAUACUCCAGCUUUGGGAUAGUGCUUCUCGCACUGUGGUCUGGAGAAAAGAUAUUGGGGUAGUUCGUUUCUCUCCUAACUCUGAAAUGUUGGCUCUUGGUUCUCGUGACAACAAUAUUUACAUCUACCAGCUUGGAGCUGAUGCUGGAAAAUAUAGUCGAAUAGGUCAAUGCACAGGUCAUUCAAGCUUCAUUACUCACUUAGAUUGGUCUAUGGAUAGUCAGUACUUACGAUCAAACUCAGGCGACUAUGAAGUCCUAUAUUCUCUUGAACUACUCUAUAAAAAAAAGUUAUCAUUUAUUUUUUAUUAUGAAGGGAGCCCUACUGUUUGCGAGCAAAUCACACAACCUUCCAAGAUGCGGGAUGUUGAAUGGGCCUCACAAACAUGCACACUCUCUUUCACAUCUGUCGGUGCCUGGCCUGAAGGUGCAGAUGGCACUGAUGUCAAUGCAUCCGCUGCUGCUGGUGGUCUUCUAGCAACAGGAGAUGAUUGGGGGAAAGUAAAGCUCUACAGCUGGCCAACUAUUCAGCCGAAGGUAACAUACUUUUUUAUUAAGUAG
Molecule: messenger RNA, 855 nt
Organism: Nezara viridula (southern green stink bug)
Lineage: Eukaryota; Metazoa; Arthropoda; Insecta; Hemiptera; Pentatomidae
Source: the annotation of a GenBank genome assembly